AUGUUGUUUAUUUGGCUUGUAACACUUUUAGGGUCGUCACUGUUGGCUGCCGCGAUAGACAUUACUUCAUUUACAGCUGAAGAAAACGACCGAGGUUUUCUAACUGACUUUUACGAUGAAGAGGUGUACGACACAUUAACCAUCUAUAACGAUAGCCCCAAGGAAUGUUUAACCAUCAACCGACUAAACAAGAAUAAUGCGCGCCCUGUGCUCUUGCUCUCGCUGAGCAGUGCGCCAGUUUACUUGAAGGGCAGGUUCAAUAGUCGCAUGCUCAUCGUCAUCUGUCUGCAAGGAGAUCUACAUCCUAACGACUUGUCAACGCUAGCAAAUAGUUUACAGCAUAUGAGGCAAACGAACUUGAUGUUCCUAAUAGGGCCCACAGAGCAACCGACCAUUAUGCUAAAUCCACUGAUCCGAUUCUUCAAUCAAAAUUAUAUAACAAAUGUGGUUAUUGCCUUCGAGGGAAAUACUUCUACGAACUCUUACUAUCGUUACUAUCCAUAUCCUAACGGUAGUGUGAGACUGGAGCAUUUCAACUCUUCGCAUCGCGCUUUUCCGCCACAUUACGUCAAUUUGCAGAGGAAAACAGUUACCACAUUACCCGAUCAGCUCUUACCACGAACGGUGCUUUAUAACGAUGACGAGGGCAAGCAGUACUUAAGCGGCUACAUUGGCUAUUUGAUAUCCUCAUUUGCCCAAAAACACAAUGCGACGCUACAGUUUGCACAACCGGUAGCUGCCGGCGAGUUCAUACACAUGGCCACUUUGCAAGAGUUGGUGUUUUCGGGUCAGUUGGACUUCGGUGGCACUGUCUUCAUGCCGACGACCAGCAUCAGUGGCGAGAUGCCUUUCAUGUCUUAUCCCGCGGAGUACGGCAGAUGGUUGCUUAUGUUACCUUGCCCACAGCCGAUACCCAUCGCUGAAAUCUUCACCAUUAUUGUCACAGUGGAAACUAUUCUCCUACUGGUUCUACUUUACAUUGUAUUCGGCGUGGUAGAUGCGCUUGAAGAAUGGACGUUUCGGAAGAAUGGACGGCAACUUCAGUAUUUACUAUUAAAUGACAAAAAUUUGCGAGGCUUUUUGGGGCAAUCGUUCCCCAUUCCGAUGGAAGCGCCUUUGCUAUCGCUGAACAUCGUAUACUGCUGCCUCCUGGUACUAGGAUUUUUCAUCAAUAGCAUGUAUCCCACAUUUCUCAAUAGUCUGCUCAUUAGUCCUCCGCUGUCGUCGGAAAUUAUUACCUUUGAAGAUUUGCAUCGAAGCGGCCAACGUCUAAUGUUUGAUGCUCAAGAAGCAAGAAAGAUCAAAAUCGUUCUCGGUGAUGAGUUUGAGCGCAAGUUUGAUGGCGUUUACGUACUUCGAGAGACGAAAAUAUUUCAGGAGAAACGAGAAUCUAUGGACACCGCUUAUGGAUACACUGUGCCCGAGAUUCGUUGGCCUAUUUUUGAAAUGCGUCAGGAGUUUUUUGCACGGAAGGUAUUCUGUUUGGCGCCAACGCUGAAAUUCUGGUCAGUACUAAUGGGUAGCAUACCCAUCGGUGAGAAUUCAGCUUACAAGGAGCCCAUGAAUCAUUUAAUAGUCCGUGCUAUGGUUUGUUGA
This is a messenger RNA of Zeugodacus cucurbitae (melon fly), 1596 nucleotides long. RefSeq lists its product as uncharacterized. The record is from RefSeq and is a predicted model, not a curated record. Bases 1 to 1596 code for a protein of 531 amino acids. Lineage: Eukaryota; Metazoa; Arthropoda; Insecta; Diptera; Tephritidae. The transcript has a single exon.